CAAAGUGAAGUUUCAAAAGUUCAAUUUCCUCUUGUUGCCUUUCUUUGAAAUUCUCCUUACAUCUGCUAUGACUUUUUCUCAACGCGAUUUCGCACAAGUUGCUUAAACCAUAUUAUACCAUCCCCAUUCCCUUCUCUAACUUCAACACACGCACUGAAUUUCCUCAGAAUAAAAUUUAUACAACAAGAUCAUUGUUUCUUCAAAGGCUUUCAUAGAGAAAUUGUUGUAGAAAAUGUUUGGUUCAAAGAAAUCUCCUUUGAAAGAUGCUAAACCUAGUUCUAAUGAAGACAAAAAGUAUAAACCUUCAAGGAAGAUUUCUUCUGAGUAUAACUUAGUUCAGGGAGAAACUAAUACCAAUCCGUUUGAUGACGGUGAUGUUCAUCAUGUCCGAUCUUCGUCGUCGUCUUAUGCUCCGUCGUAUGGAAAUCGGAACAUGUAUAAGAACGAUUUCCGUGAAUCUGGGGGAUUGGAGAGUCAGUCAGUGGAGGAUUUGGAGAAUUAUGCUGUUUACAAGGCGGAAGAGACUACGAAAUCGGUAAACAAUUGUCGGAAGAUAGCGGAGGAGAUGCGAGAGGAGGCUUCCAAGACGUUGGUUAUGUUGCAUCAUCAAGGCGAGCAGAUUACAAGGAGUCACGAUAUUGCUGCUGGCAUUGACCAUGAUUUAAGUCGGGGAGAAAAGCUUUUGGGAAGUCUUGGUGGCAUGUUCUCCAAAACAUGGAAACCGAAGAAGACCGGCGUAAUAAAAGGCCCAACCAUAUUUUCCGAUGAUCCGGUCCGAAGAAGCGCCAACCACUCUGAGCAACGAGAGAAGUUGGGAUUGAAUUCUGCCCCUAAAGGACAGUCAAACCCAAGAAGAGCCAUUUCGGAGCCAACUAAUGCAUUUGAAAGAGUCGAGGUUGAGAAAGGGAAGCAAGAUGAUGCACUAUCUGAUAUAAGUGAUUUGUUGGGAGAACUUAAAGGCAUGGCCAUUGACAUGGGAUCUGAAAUUGACAAGCAAACCAAAGCCAUAGAUGGAUUUGAAAAGGAUACCGAGAAGUUGAACGACCGCAUGAAUGGCGCCAAUCGACGCACUCGUCAUUUACUUGGAAAAUAGGGAUGCAUAUCAUCAUUUCAUCAGAUUGAUUCAAACUUUUGCUACUUUUCAUUAUUUGAUUGGAGAUUCCAACCUUAUAAAAAACACUAGUUUCAUUUUAUGUAUAAUCCACUUGUGAAAAUAACUUCUUUUUCUUGAAAUAUAUUGUAUAUUGAUAUUGAUUUGGGUUUA
Messenger RNA from Lathyrus oleraceus (garden pea), 1264 nucleotides. RefSeq names its product SNAP25 homologous protein SNAP33. The transcript is spliced from 6 exons. Gene Ontology annotation, molecular function: SNAP receptor activity. The coding region runs from base 233 to 1093 and encodes 286 amino acids. Lineage: Eukaryota; Viridiplantae; Streptophyta; Magnoliopsida; Fabales; Fabaceae. The record is from RefSeq and is a predicted model, not a curated record. Gene Ontology annotation, cellular component: plasma membrane; SNARE complex.